Molecule: messenger RNA, 1003 nt
Organism: Rhipicephalus microplus (southern cattle tick)
Lineage: Eukaryota; Metazoa; Arthropoda; Arachnida; Ixodida; Ixodidae
Product: membrane-associated tyrosine- and threonine-specific cdc2-inhibitory kinase-like
Biological process (GO): protein phosphorylation; negative regulation of G2/MI transition of meiotic cell cycle; meiotic cell cycle
Cellular component (GO): cytoplasm; nucleus
Molecular function (GO): protein kinase activity; ATP binding
Source: RefSeq, a predicted model, not a curated record
AUGGUUUACUCGGUGUACAAGGUACGAUGCCUCGAUGAUGGCCGUUGGUAUGCGGUCAAGGUGGGCAACCGCCAGUUCCGGGGCCCACGCGAUCGUUGGCUGCAGCUGCAAGAGGUAGCCAAGCACGAGCUUCUGCCACCACAUCCACACUGUGUGCGUUUCAUCAAGGCGUGGGAGGAGGAUUCCCGCUUGUUCAUUCAGACGGAGUUGUGCGAGUGCAGUCUAGCUGCCUAUGCUGAUCGACACCACAACUUGCCCGAGAGUAUUGUCUGGGAGUUCCUGGUCGACCUGCUGCUGGGCGUGAAACAUAUGCACAACCAUGACCUGGCCCACCUGGACAUCAAGCCUGAAAACAUUUUCAUCUCCAAAGAUGGCUACUACAAGCUAGGUGACUUUGGCCUCGUGCUUGACCUCAAGCAGCAUGACUCUGCAGAAGCUCGGGAUGGUGACCCACGCUACCUGGCACCGGAGCUGAUGGCUGGCCACUUCACAAAGGCAGCUGACAUAUUCAGUCUCGGCAUCACAGCGCUCGAGCUGGCCUGUGACCUAGAGCUGCCUAGUCGAGGUGAAAAUUGGCACGUGCUACGUUCGGGAACUCUACCUUAUGAGCUCACGCAAGGUAUUUCACCGCAGCUUCGCGUUGUGAUGGAGCAGAUGAUGCACCCUGACCCUGAGAAGCGGGUCACAGCUGACCAACUUCUUGCCAUGUCGGCCAUCUAUAGACUAAGCCUGUGGCGAUGGCUCUAUGUCGCACGAAGGAGAGCGGUUCACUGGGUGAAAGACCUGCUGCUACUAACCUGGUUCUGGGUGCAGCCUUUCCUUGAAAGUGCCUGGAGCAGGGCCUCGUUUCGCUGGAUGUACCCACCCGUACCAUCCAGCCGUCUUAAUGCAGUUCAUGAGACACCCGUCCAAGCUACCCACAUUUUUUCUGAUGGUUUGUGAAUAUGGUACUUUGCAGCCAAAGCGCCUCGUAUCAUUUUUAUAAACCUGAAAGUUACCACCA